AGUUGCUCGCCAGUCAGCGUCGUGUGAGGUGUUACGUCGCCCUUCUGCCUCCCGCCGACACUUGUCCCAACUUUUAAAAACCAAGUGAACUAGAAAGCCAAGUCCCUGAACAUCAAAACCCAAAAGAUCCUCGGAAUUUAACCUCCUCCGCGGAUCGUAACACGCACGAACAGGUUACUAAUUAAACCAGAGACGCGACUGAUGCGCCGAAGAGCUCCCGCGGAAGUUAAGAGAAAAUAUUCAUAAAUCUAAGGAGUUCAAGGGCGUGGACAUACUGAAGGGCACUCAUGACGCCUCCAAGGACUGCCUGAGGAUGAGCCGGGGAGAGGAAGGGCUAUAGGAGCGACAGGAAAGGAAAGGAGAGGAAAGGAAAGGAAAGGAAAGGAAAGGAAGUCACGGAUACGGGCGGAAGUUACUGCGACGUUGAAGACCCUUUGAUGGCGAUGGUGGGCGUGUGGGCGUGGGUGGCGUGGUGCGGCGCCCUCGCCCUCGCCUCCCCGGGAGUCAGCAGUUUAAGAUCGUCCUCCCUGCCGACGACCAGCACCCGUUUUCUUCACCGAGACUUCCUGCUGGUGGGCUUAGCGAGGCGGAAGUCGCGGGGCAGCGGCUUGGGCACUGGCAUUACUAUUACAAGUGGUAGUAGUAGUAGUCCAGUGGAACCUAUUCGACCCCUGCUUGAUCUGACCUCUGGCACGACAGGGGAGCCUCAGGUUACGCCGCCGCUGCCCAUCUUUGACGAGGCCGCGCCGAGAAAUGUGUCGGAACUGACGGGGAACGCUGCCUACCUACACUGCAUCGUGCACAACCUCGGCAACAGAAGCGUAUCGUGGAUGAGGCAGCGGGACUUGAGGAUCAUGACGGUGGGGCGCUACACGUACACCACGGACCAGCGCUUCGAGGUGAUCCACUCCCCGGGCUCCAAGGACUGGAUACUCAAGAUCAAGUACGCCCAAGUGAGGGACUCCGGUAACUACGAGUGUCAGGUGUCCACUAAGCCUGUCAAGUCGUAUGCGGUGCGUCUCACGGUCUUCGCUGCUCCUCAGGCGGCCAUCAUCGGCUCCCCAGACAUGCACGUCGACAUGGGCUCAACGAUCAACCUCACCUGCGUCAUCAGCCACACACCUGAGCCCCCGGACUACAUCAAGUGGACCCACAACGGCCAGCCUCUGCAAUACGACUCCCCACGAGGAGGCAUCACGGUGGUGACUGAACGAGGCAACACGACCAGCGGUUACCUGCUUAUACAGGACGCCAAGGAAUCGGACACCGGGAAUUACACGUGUGCUCCCUCCAACACCGCCGCCUCCACGCUCAGGGUCCAUGUCCUCAACGGGGAGACUCCGGCGGCGAUGCAGCACAACGGAACGGCGCUCCCGCCCAGCCAGCACCCCGCCCUGUGCGCGCUACUGCUGCUGCUGCUGCUGCUCCUGACAGGGAGCACAUUAACCCACGGUGCUGUCAAGGACGGGGACACCUGAGCUCCGGGAACACGCCGGCCGCCUCAUGGUGUCCACUUGUUAAGUGCCUUGUGCGUGUGUCUGUCCAUGUGUCUCCGUGUCCUGCCCUGCCGCGAAGGGCCGCCGCCCCGCCCCAGCCGCUCCCGAGCUGCGGCGUGUCCUCCCCGCAGUGAGUGCUCGGCUUUCACAUUAUUUGCUCCCGUGCAUAAUUUGGGGACUCCCGCCCCGCCCCCCUCCCCGCCCGGGGCGUAUCUCACCAAGCGGGACUAUCGCCACUCCAGCAUUAGCCAUAAUAAUAACUUGCACCGCCACGCCAGGUUGCCGCGGCCUGGCGGGAGGCAAGACGAAGGCGACAUACACUGCUGUGGCCCUGAACUCUGGAAGUAAAGACCCAUCGGGCGCGGGGCGGCGGACAGGGCGCCAGGAUGCCGAGACCGCUGCAGAGCGACGCAUCACACCCCUCGGCGGCAACGUGUGGACAGAACUGAACAGCGGUGGCGGGAAUGUUUCUGGCGACGGUGAAGGGAAGGCCACUGUGUGUUUUCUAUCUCAUAAGGUGCUCAGGCAAUUCCAGAGGAAAUAUCUUAAGCAGGCUGGCCCUGGCCGGGCGCUUGGCGGCCCCGGCACUCACCAGGGAGGCCUCAUCCUAGACUUCCUCUUUAAGCCCGGUAGUUCGUAAUCCUCCCCUCUUUACGAUCACUGCUCCAUCACACACUCCAUUUCCGAAGGUCACUCAGGUGUAAUCUUCCACUGAAAGCUCUUAUUAUCUAUCCUCAGCGCUCAUCCCACUUCCCCUCUAACGCGGCAAAUGGUCGGCUGAUGCGACUUUAAACCUCGUAAUUCUCUUCCCGCCGGUUACGACCCCUGCGCCCUAAUGCCACACUUUCUAUGGAAGGACACGGCCCGUCCUCCGCCCCCGCCGCAACAAGGGCCAGUAAGAGUCUUCAAGAGGUCGUUCAUACCUCGACAAAGACUCACUCUCGCCCAUCCGCCAAGACCUCUGCCCCGAAAUGACUCUGUAAAUAAUCCCGGGAGAGAGAGAGAGAGAAUAAGAAGUGUGAAAAUCUAGAUGAGGUAAAGGAAGACCUAGUGUUUGUUAUGUUGUGAUUUGCUCUCAUCCUCGUCAGUCACCAAUAAAGGCGUGUUUUGGAGGCUUGUAAGUGAUUCCAUCGUCCCUAUCGACACGAGACUCAAGCAAUGAUGGUUUUUGAGUGAGUCAGUGAAAGAGUGUGGAAAAAAUAUACGAAAAUAAAGAAAGGAGUGAGAGAAAAAAAAAAACAUGUAAGAAGGAACGUGUUAUUUUGGUCACGAGUGUCAAUAAAAAGCGAGAUAAAAAUAGAAAAAUGGAAGAAAAAACAGAGCAAUUAUGAAAAAAGGGGACAAGCGGCCACUCCUCCCUCCCUCACUCAUCACAAUGUAGAGUCCACGUCACGACUUCCUCCCACAGACAAAAAAAAAAUAUUAAAACUGUCUUUUUAUAUAAUUUAGUAUGUAAUUAACUACCAUAAAGUCCAUCCUCCGUCAUACUCAGAUGUGCACGUUAAGACUUACCCCCCGUCACUUUUUUUCUCCUUUUUCCCUAUUUUCCUUUUUCAUUUCCUCCCUUUUCUCAUAAUUCUCCCAUCUGUUCAUUCUCUUUUACUUAUUUUCUUUACAUCUCUUUUUUCGUAGUUCAUUCUUUUCUAUGUCUUUAUCCUUCCUUACUUUCUUUUCCCUGCUUCCUGUUCAUCACCUUUUUCCAGUUCACUCUCUUUUUUCUCUCAGUGUCUUAUAUUUCCAUACAUUUUCCUUCCUUCUUUUCAUAAUUCUUUGCUCGUUCAUUAUCUUUCUUUCUCUUUGACUUUCUUUACAGUUCUAUUUUUCGUCCCUUCCUUGCUUUUUAUAGCUCUCCUGCAUUCGUUCUGUUCCCUCUCCUCCUUGCUUCAUCUUUCUAAUUGCCUUCAUUCAUUAAGUGUUUACAUGUUCUGAUUCUUCACCUUUAUCUCCUCGCUACUUUUAUCUCAGCUGUCUUUUCACUGCUUCAUCUCACUCUGUCGCGGAUGUAUCACUUAAGUUAUAUAUUAUGUCAUAUCUCAAUUUUACAACCUAUUUAAUUUGCAUCUACGUCUAGGUACUUGCAAACUUUUUUUAUAAUUACCUACGACCUGUCCUAUUACCUGCCUACCCACCUACCUUCCAAUUUACCUGCGUACCUACCUAUCUACUUAUCUACCUAACCUAACCUAUCUAUCCAUCUACGUAAUUUUCUCCCACUCGACGUGUGUGUGCGUGUGAUUUAUACCUUACCUUACCUGUGCGUGUCUCUUGAAUCUGUACUAUGCAUCCGUCUACCUCUAUUGACCGUAUUCUGAAACACGUCUACUUGCAUCUCCACUAUAUUCGAAAGGCUUUAGUUGACGUUACUCAGGUUUUCGGAGUGUUUUUCUUAUUCUCGUGAGAUAUUAACAAGAUUUCUACAUUAUGAACAGAAGAAACACUCUUGAGAACCCGGUUAAUCUCUGUGGGCUUUGAAAAUAGUCGUGGUGAGAGAGUAAAGCAUUUCUGAACACGGGCAUGUAUCUUAAUGUGUCAUCUCUCUCUCUCUCUCUCUCUCUCUCUCUCUCUCUCUCUCUCUCUCUCUCUCUCUCUCUCUCUCUCUCUCUCUCUCUUCACAUCCCA
Molecule: messenger RNA, 4115 nt
Organism: Scylla paramamosain (green mud crab)
Lineage: Eukaryota; Metazoa; Arthropoda; Malacostraca; Decapoda; Portunidae
Product: zwei Ig domain protein zig-8-like
Exons: 7
Coding region: 438-1478 (346 amino acids)
Biological process (GO): synapse organization
Cellular component (GO): neuron projection membrane
Source: RefSeq, a predicted model, not a curated record